Brienomyrus brachyistius is the source of this 2905-nucleotide messenger RNA. RefSeq names its product coiled-coil alpha-helical rod protein 1 (gene cchcr1). The transcript has 19 exons. Gene Ontology annotation, biological process: cell differentiation; protein export from nucleus. Lineage: Eukaryota; Metazoa; Chordata; Actinopteri; Osteoglossiformes; Mormyridae. Bases 253 to 2790 code for a protein of 845 amino acids. Gene Ontology annotation, cellular component: centriole. The record is from RefSeq and is a predicted model, not a curated record.
ACGUUAUGCAGUUGUGUUUUCAAAACUAAAGCGCGACCACUCCGUUGAUUUUUAUGGGGAGUGUUAAACUUUUUAGUGAAAUAGUUGUUCCAGUUUAUAUAUAGGUGACAAAUGAAUCAGGACCCCAAAUAAAAGAGUCUUUAAGUUAUACUACUUUAUCGAUUGCAAUUUACAGCUUCAGCCAUUUUAAUUAAAACGGAACGAACCUUAGCUAGUGCUCCUUUAGCCGAAAAGCAAAUAAUCAACUGUACUAUGGAAGAAAAGUUAACUGCACCGGCGGAUUUCCUGACAUCGGGUGUUGCAAGGCCAGCGCAGCGGGACCUGCUGACUCCCUUGCAUUUCACCCAUUACCCCAAAUCUGCCCCUUCUGCGGCGAUGGCAGAGCAGAGUCCAAGGAGGAUAAACCCUGGUCAGACAACCUCGGUCGGUCCGGGCCACAACAAUCCUUGGAUUGCAAUUGCUGAAGCAAAACAAGAGAUUUUGGAAUUGCGACGAGAAAACCAGAGGAUGACACAGUUGCAUGGGAGCCUUUCUGGGGGACAAAAUCUUCCAGAACCAGUUAUGACAAGGUCUAGAUCAGGCACUGAAAGUAUGCAGUCAUGCAGCAUUCGCAUGGAGACAGAAUGGAGGCUGGAGAUAGAGAGACUGAAGGCUGAAGUGGAGAGAUUGAGGGGGCAGCUGGAAGCCCUAAAGGAGGCAUCAGGCAGGCAGAGGGAGGAGAUUCGGGACCGGGACAGUGCUCUUAACAGGCAGAGCAGUGAAUUGCAAAAGGUGCAUUCAGAAUUGUGUCGCACUAAGACUGAACUGGGCCAGUCUUUAGCUGAACUGAAUCACAACAGAUCGGAACAGGACAGACUGUCUUUAGAGCUGAAAAAGUUGAAGAUGGAAAGACGGGAGGAGCGAGAGAGGCUGGAAGAACAGUUGGAGAGGAGCAGGAUGGAAGCCCAUGCAAUGAAGACUGAAAGGGAGUUUGAGAGGCAGGAGAAGGACGCAGCUGGAAAGCUGGAGAUGCUUAGGAUCAAGGAGGAAUUUUCAGAAGCACAGAAGAAGUGGAAGUCUGAGCUGCUGGAAUUGUCUACGAUGCAUCAGACCGAGGUGUCGGUCCUAAAAGAAGCCUGUAGUGACCUGCAGGACAAACUUAAUAGCUCCAGGCUGGAGGUGGUCCGGCUGGAGACUAGCUUGCGGCAGGCGUGUGAGGACCAGGAGAGACUGAGAGAGGAGUUAAGCAAAUUGGGGAAUGCCUUUGAUGUUCAGUCAGCCACACUGCAGAGUCUAAGAAAUUACAUCGGGCAGGUUACUCCAGGAAAAUGUGAGGAGGAAAAGCUGGCUGUUGUUGAGAAACUGGAAAAACAGAAGGAGUCUCUGCAGGUAACAGUGGAUCUCCUAACUGUAAGACUGAACUCUCUAAACGAAAUACUGGAGAUGCAGGAGAAGGAGAUGGAAGAGAAGAUCUCGUUAGAUCCUCUAUCGAAAGAUAGUUAUAAGGGUCAUAAAGUGCUGCAUUGCUGGAGAGAGAAAGUGUUUGCAUUAUUGGUGCAGCUUCGCUCCAAGGAUAUCCAGCAACGAGCAGAGAAACACAAGCUGGUCACUACGAUUUCAACAUUACGAGAGGAGUUGAAGCAGCAGACCUGUCAGACCAGUGUCCUCCAACACAGCCUACUGGACAAAAAUGCUGAGUUAGACUUGGAAAGAGUUGGGAAGCGGAGUGUGGAACAGGAGUUGGCGCAAAUUCAAGAUGAAAAUGUGAAGCUGAGAGAAUCUGGUCAUGAGGCAAGAGCAGCUUUUAAGAAAGUUCUGGAUGACAUGACAAGGUUCAGUUUAGUUUUUGAAGCCAGAGGGACUGAGGUGCGGACGGCUCUGUCUCAUCUCUUCACUCUAGGCCAGAGGCUUACUUUCGCUAAAAGCAGAGUAGAUACCAUCCAAGGACUGUUAAUGAGGAAGGAAGCUUUGAGGAAGGUGCAGUUUUCUAUGAAACAGGCACAGCCUUGUACUGCAAGGUCUUCGUCUAACAACCUGGAGGCAGAGCUGGCAUGCAUGAGUGCAGAGAGGGACAGGCUCAUUCAGGAACUCAAGCGGACUCCCAGCCUCAUCGAGGCAGCACUUAGCGAGGCGCACCAACAGUUUGAGUCUGAUCUGAGGCAGCUGAAGGCAGCCCAGCAGCAGAGCCGUGGGGAGGCCGCAGAGUCUGGGCGGAGGCUGCAGGAGGCCCAGCGGGAGCUGGAGGAGCUCACGGAGAGCAUCGCCCAGCUCCGUGCCGAGCUCAGCAGCCAAGAGGAGCAGAGUGCCCGAGUCCUGAAGGAGAAGCUGUCAGAGACAGAGAGCCAGAACGCUCAGCAGUUUAGAGAGAUGGAGGCCCGGCUGAAUGCAGCCAGGCGGGAGCACACCAAGGCAGUGGUGACCCUGAGACAAUUUGAGCGGCAGGCUGAGAGGGAGAGGGAGCGUGACAGAGAGAUCCAGUCGAUACUGAACCAUCAGGUGAAGAAGGAAACGCAUGAUUUACAAAGGCGGCUGCAGGAAACAGACCGAGAUCGAAACCUCCUUUUGGCAACAAUACGUGAACAUGGGCUUCUUAAGCAGUACAAGAAGGCCAGGACUGCAGCACUUAAGACGUCCACGGCCCUGGCAGAGGAGCCGACGCGAAUCGGCCAUGCUUUUACUGCAGACACACCACCACUGACGAAAGAUUCCCUGCUCUGUGUUCUGGGCGACCUUCAGGCUUUGAGUGCCGCGGUGACCAAAGACAGCGAUGGCUCUGGAGAAGAGGACAGCCAUACCCCUGCUCCUUCCUAAAAGGCCUCAGGACAGUUAGCGUAAGGAGUAAUGCACCUGCAGCCACUGUGUCAUUUUGGAGAGACCAAAAUUAUUAUAUUUUUGAUACAUUUUGAAUAAAAGUAACUUCCACGGA